AUGCUUGUCACCAAGGUUCUCCGCCAGGCUGCUGCGCACGCCGAGCGCACUCCUUCCAUUCGCUUUCUCGGCAAGCGGACUGUGCCUGCUUCCAUCGACCACUCUCCCCAGCCGCACCCCGCCUCGCCGACGCACUCUCUGCCGCCUUCCUUCACCAACAGCUCGUCCCACUCCAGCUUCAGCGCCUACCGCGACCAUGCCCAGCAGUUCGGCCCUCUGCGCAAGAGCAUCAAGGCGGACGCCGGUAUUGGGGGCGCUUCGGGCGCCUAUCUUGGAUCUAUCGUCCCACCGAAGGGUGUCUUUUUUGACCGCAACGACCUGCCGUCGCGCUUCCACCGCCAGCCCCUAACUGCGGCCGAGAUUGAGGCGAUCGAGACUGGUGGCGCGGCAGUAUUCGCCUAA
Messenger RNA from Dichotomopilus funicola, 402 nucleotides. RefSeq lists its product as uncharacterized. The record is from RefSeq and is a predicted model, not a curated record. Gene Ontology annotation, biological process: 2-oxoglutarate metabolic process. NCBI's taxonomy places the organism in Eukaryota, Fungi, Ascomycota, Sordariomycetes, Sordariales, Chaetomiaceae. The transcript is spliced from 2 exons. Bases 1 to 402 code for a protein of 133 amino acids. Gene Ontology annotation, molecular function: oxoglutarate dehydrogenase (succinyl-transferring) activity.